AUGCCGCCGCCGACGCCCGUGACCAUUGCCCCGCUCGGCGCGUUCACGUCUAGAAGCGGAAGCGCGGUGAUCGUUCGCGGUCCGCGCGGCGUGGGCGCGGUCGCGCUCACCGCGGCGCACGUCGCGUCGUUCGCUGGGAAGAAGAAUGUGCUCGAUGUGAAAAUCGGUGAGAAAACGCGUCGCGGGCGCGUCGUGGGCGUGCACGCCGAGCUGGAUCUCGCGCUCGUGGACGUCGAUGACGUCUUCGAUGACGCCUUGGUGUUGGACGUGAUGUCUGCGGACGAUAUUAGGGUCGGAACGAAGGUUGAGGCUUUGGGCGUCCCGCAGGCGUACGCCGGUAUCGCGAGCGCUGCCUUUCGGUUCGUUUUAGAGGGUAAGGGAUUCGACGAACCGCGAUUGGGGACGAUUAUGGCGACGUGUGGAGGUACGCACGCCAUGCACACCGCCGCGGUGGCGGCCGGGAUGUCGGGUGGGGCGCUCGUGGAACGCAAUAGUGGGCGCGUCAUCGGAGUGCACAGUUUUGGAGAUGCGUUCUUCGGUGGGAAGCGGGACGUGUGCGUGCUUGCGGAGCGAAUAAAAGAGAUCGAGGUUGAGGAUAAUAUCGAUCCGGAGGCCUACGAUUCGCGUCGAGUGAACGCAAUGAUCUUCGCGAGUAGCGACAAGGCGCUGCGAGAGUUGGCGCCCGAGCUCUCAGCAAGCGAGCGCGCGAAAUGGAUCUUUUGA
Molecule: messenger RNA, 723 nt
Organism: Ostreococcus tauri
Lineage: Eukaryota; Viridiplantae; Chlorophyta; Mamiellophyceae; Mamiellales; Bathycoccaceae
Product: Trypsin-like cysteine/serine peptidase domain
Exons: 1
Coding region: 1-723 (240 amino acids)
Source: RefSeq, a predicted model, not a curated record